ACAAAUAAAACAGAAGCAAAUCCAAUUUGUCCAAUGUGUACGUGUCAUAUAAGAGCAUUUUGUAAUAUUUCGUGUCUUUCUUUGGCUUAUCUAAUGACGUUGUCUCCAGUUUGGCGCCCUUCUUUUUCUUUCUUUUUUUUUUUUUUUGAAGUAUAAAGUAUAAAGUGAUGCCCCCUGUGCUAAUGCGAGAUGGUAUCGGUGCUCAUUGAAAGGCAGAUUGGGCUCGACUGAAAAGGAGGUGUGACCGACCCCCUCCCGAUAACAAAAAAAAAAAAAAAUCAUUCUCUCGGGGGGCUCCACCUGGCCCCUUGCCCAUAAAUACGCCUCCCUCGCCGGGUUGCAAGUUCAUUUGAGUUCGGAGCGCUUCCAUUUUUUUUUUUUUUUUUUGUUUUGUUUUGUGUGUGUGGAUUAUGAACGCCUUUGGAGCGCAGCAAGCCUCCAGCCAGCAGCAGAGCGGCGGGGGCGGCGGUUGCCACCCGGCACACGAGCUCCUGGACAUGGCUGUGUACUGUGACAACUUCGGCAUCUACCAGCACCAGAACCUCCACCACCGCCUCCAUCACCCCCAGAGACCCCCCAACCACUCCUCCGGCUACGGCCUGAGCGACUACGCCGCCCCGCCCACCAACCCCUACCUGUGGCUCAACAACUCCCCCGCCUCGCCCUACCUGGCCGGCGGCCCCGGCUCCACCUACCUGCAAUCGGCCGGCGGGCAACGGCAGCUCCUGGCGGCGCCGGGCGGGCUGGGAGGCGCCGACCUGGGCUGGUUGUCCAUCUCCAGCCAGCAGGACCUCUUCAAGAUGGUUCGGCCUCCGUACUCGUACUCGGCGUUGAUCGCCAUGGCCAUCCAGAACGCGCAGGACAAGAAGUUGACCCUCAGUCAGAUCUACCAGUACGUGGCCGAAAACUUUCCAUUUUACAAGAAGAGCAAAGCCGGCUGGCAGAACUCCAUCCGGCACAAUUUGUCCCUCAACGACUGCUUCAAGAAGGUGGCCCGGGACGAGGACGACCCCGGUAAGGGCAACUACUGGACGCUGGACCCCAACUGCGAGAAAAUGUUCGAUAACGGCAACUUUCGGCGCAAGCGGAAGAGACGAGCCGACAUCAGCGCCGCGGCCGAGAAGCCCGACCCGAACCCGCACCACAAGCUCUCCGACACGGCCAGCCUGCUGAGCUCGUCCCCGCUCAGCCUGCGCGCUUCGCCGGUCUCCACCGAGCAGCGCUCGUCGCCGCUCAACUCGGCCGAGCACAGUCCGUGCUUCGCCGGCUUCGUGGCAGGCGUGAACACGCUGUUGGCGACCGGGGCCGAGGCCUCCCCCAGGGCCCCGGAGCGGGACUUGGCCGCAGAGUUGUCCCAAGGCCGGGAGGGCGCGUCGGGACUGGGCUCCUACUCGCCCUCCUUCCUUUCCGACAGCAGAAUGAACUACUACAACCUCAGCAAUCACUUCACUGUCAACAACUUCAUUUACGCCCGGGAAGGAACUGAAGUUUGAUAUGGAUUCAUCGAGUAAUAUGAUUAUAAUUUAUCUGCCAUUUUAAGUAGCCGACUGUAUGUGUGUGUGUGUAUAUAUAUAUAUAUAUAUAUAUAUAUAUAUAUAUAUAUAUAAUUUUGUGUUGUUUAAAAAAAAAAAAAAAAAAAGUCCCAACGGUACUGAAAAGUCACCACUUGAAUUGAAUCACUUGUCCUGUUGUGGGAGAAAAAUGUACAGAAAUUAUUUUCAUAAGAAAUGUCAAGCCUUUGUUAUUUAAACUCAC
Syngnathoides biaculeatus (alligator pipefish) is the source of this 1755-nucleotide messenger RNA. It is a transcript of the gene foxi1, whose product is annotated as forkhead box i1. The record is from RefSeq and is a predicted model, not a curated record. The transcript is spliced from 3 exons. The coding region runs from base 411 to 1493 and encodes 360 amino acids. Gene Ontology annotation, molecular function: DNA-binding transcription factor activity, RNA polymerase II-specific; RNA polymerase II cis-regulatory region sequence-specific DNA binding. NCBI's taxonomy places the organism in Eukaryota, Metazoa, Chordata, Actinopteri, Syngnathiformes, Syngnathidae. Gene Ontology annotation, biological process: anatomical structure morphogenesis; regulation of transcription by RNA polymerase II; cell differentiation.